Phalacrocorax carbo (great cormorant) is the source of this 1362-nucleotide messenger RNA. The record is from RefSeq and is a predicted model, not a curated record. NCBI's taxonomy places the organism in Eukaryota, Metazoa, Chordata, Aves, Suliformes, Phalacrocoracidae.
AUGUGGCUUUUUCUUGGGAUCACCUUUUCUCUGGGGAUGCUAAUUCCUGGAAAACUCAGCUUGCAAUUGCCAUAUGACCGAGAUCAGGUUUUGCAUAUUGUGCCAGAAACAUUUCAGCAAGCCCAGCAUCUUCAGCAUCUUUGCAGCACUUUACUGCUGGAUUUGUGGAAGCCCCGCCUGCUGGAAGACAUCUGGGCUGGAGAAGACCUGCACAUAAGGGUCCCAGCCCCCCUGGUGCAGAGGGUGAAAGACAGCUUAGAUCAGCAUAUGAUCUCUUACAAAGUCCUAAUACCUGAAGUGCAGGAACCUGUGGAUCAGAGCACACCAAGGGAGAGGAGCAGCCACAGGCAGGUCCCAGAAGGUUAUGACUACACUCGAUAUCAUCCAAUGGAAGAGAUUUAUCAAUGGAUGACUCAGAUCCAGAAAAGCAACAGUGAGCUGGUGACUCAGCACUACCUGGGGAGGACAACUGAGAAUCGAACAAUGUAUUAUCUGCAGAUCAGUCAGCCAUCAGAUAAAACCAAAAAGAUCAUUUGGAUGGACUGUGGGAUUCAUGCCAGAGAAUGGAUCUCUCCAGCCUUCUGCCAGUGGUUUGUGAAAGAAAUUCUUCAAAAUUACAAAUCUGACCCAAAGAUAAGCAGAUUUCUGCAGAAUUUGGACCUCUACAUCUUGCCGGUCCUCAAUAUUGAUGGCUACAUCUACUCCUGGGAAAAAGAUCGUUUGUGGAGGAAAAACCGUUCUCCACAUAUGAAUGGCACCUGCUAUGGGACAGAUCUGAACCGAAACUUCAAUUCCUCCUGGGGCAGUACUGGUGUUUCUUAUAACUGCAGCAGUGACAUUUUCUGUGGAUUUGGACCAGAAUCAGAGCCUGAGACAAGAGCUGUGGCUCAGUUUAUUGAAAGGAAGAAGAGUGACAUUUUGUGCUAUUUAACAAUUCACUCCUACGGACAGUACAUCCUCACUCCGUAUGGUUUCACAACUGAACCUCCAAGUAACAGCAAAGAACUGAUGCAUGUUGCACAGAAAGCAGCUGCUGCCCUGAUGGGAAAGUACGGGACUAGCUAUGAAGUAGGAUCAACCUCUCUAAUUUUAUACAGUAACUCAGGCUCCUCACGGGACUGGGCUUACAUGAUUGGCAUUCCUUUCUCCUACACAUUUGAACUGCGAGACAAGGGUACUCAUGGAUUUGUUCUACCCCCUGAUCAGAUUCAACCCACAUGUGAGGAGACUAUGCUAGCUGUUACAACUAUCAUAGACUAUGUUGAUCAGAAGUACUUCCUAGGUGGGGCUGUGAGCCCAACCUCCGGCAGCCUGGUCCUGAGCCUUUGCCUGAGUGUUGUACUUACAUGGACUGUUUCUUAA